AUGGAUCAGAAUCGGCCUUUUGAAACACCAGAGGUUCUGCCUCUGGCUGCCACUUUUACGCCUAGCACGUAUUUGAUUGCGUCGCUGUCGGUAGCGGUCCUUUUCUUGGCCCUUCUCUUCUUUUUCAACAAGACAAAAUCAGGUUCAAGGAAAAACGCGUUACUUCUCGUGGGACCUCCAGAUGCUGGUAAAACCGCGAUAUUUUCCAAGUUGGUCUACUCUCAAUAUCUGCCAACGCAUACAUCUCUUCAAACCAAUCAAUCUGUCUUCUCCCUUUCUAACAAGAAGCAGACAAUGAUCAUUGAUGUACCUGGCCAUCCUCGCCUCAGGGAUCAAUUCCAAGAGCAUUUAGUAGACUCAAAAGCGAUCGCGUUUGUUGUGGACUCUAGCACCGUGUCUCGAAACGCCCCUGUCGUCGCUGAGCACCUUCACUCCAUACUACACGCGUUAACGUCACUCCCGCCCUCUCAAAAGCUACCAUCACUACUCAUCCUCGCUCACAAGGCUGAUCUGCUGAAGACAUCAUCCUCAGCAUCAGCCGCACCCUCGACGACUCUCGCGAUAAAUCGCGUCAAGACCAUCUUGGAACGAGAACUCGAGAAGCGUCGUGCAUCUCAAGUGGGAGGUGUUGGGGUUGAGGGAUUGGGCGCAGAGGGCGAGCGAUCAGAUAUGGGAGGCCUAGAAUGUGGGGAAGGUGGCACAUUUAAGUUUGAGGAAUGGGAAGGUGGAGAGGUUAUCUUUUUGGGAACAUCAGUCCGCCCUCGAAAUUCGUCGCAGGACAAGGGGGUGAUUAAUGAGAAGUCUGCGUCUGAAGACGGGCUUGAAGCACUGGAGGUUUGGUUGGAGGAGAACAUUUAAAUAAUUGUAUGGCCAAAUACUACCAAAUACAACAGGUAUAUAAAGGGCAACGCGAAAAAGUUUUCUCUUC
This is a messenger RNA of Laccaria bicolor S238N-H82, 928 nucleotides long. RefSeq lists its product as uncharacterized. The record is from RefSeq and is a predicted model, not a curated record. Gene Ontology annotation, biological process: intracellular protein transport; vesicle-mediated transport. NCBI's taxonomy places the organism in Eukaryota, Fungi, Basidiomycota, Agaricomycetes, Agaricales, Hydnangiaceae. Gene Ontology annotation, cellular component: cytoplasm. The transcript is spliced from 4 exons. Gene Ontology annotation, molecular function: GTP binding. The coding region runs from base 1 to 858 and encodes 285 amino acids.